UCGCGGGCAAAAAAAAAAAAAAAAAGAUGUGACGUAAAAGCCAACAUGGCGGCUCCCCACUCCACGAUGAAAUUUUGGAAGCCGGGCACUGAGGCUCCGGGGAUCUCAGAGGAAAGGGAUCUCAGCUCAGAGACCACCGGCUCCCCCAUCAUCUUCAACCCAAACACGGCCCUCUCCAUAGAGAAACAGCGGCAAAAGCUCCCAGUUUUUAAGCACAGAAACAACAUCUUAUACCUGGUUGAAAGCUACCAGACUGUUAUAAUAGUUGGGGAGACGGGAUGUGGGAAGACGACACAGAUACCUCAGUACCUGCUGGAGGCUGGCUGGGCAGCGGAGGGGAAAGUGAUUGGAGUGACGCAGCCUCGCCGUGUGGCUGCUAUCUCUGUGGCCAACCGUGUUGCAGAGGAGCGAGGGGCCCUCCUGGGACACGAGGUGGGCUACACCAUCCGGUUUGAUGACUGCUCUGAUCCCCACGCCACAAGGAUUAAGUUUCUGACAGAUGGCAUGCUCGUGCGAGAAAUGAUGGCCGAUCCUCUUUUAAAAAAAUACAGUGUGCUGAUGUUGGAUGAAGCACAUGAGAGAACUCUGUACACAGACAUAGCCAUUGGUCUGCUGAAGAAGAUUCAGAAGAAGAGGCGAGACCUGAGGGUUAUUGUGGCCUCUGCGACUCUUGAUGCCAAGAAAUUCCAUGAGUUUUUUAACCUGAAUGAGUCCGGGGAUCCGAACAAGGACACAUGUGGAAUCCUGACUGUAGAGGGACGCACUUUUCCAGUGGACAUCUUCUACACCGUCAGCCCAGUCCCAGAUUAUGUAAAGGCCACAGUGGAGACUGUGAUGAAAAUCCAUGAGAUGGAGGAUGAUGGGGACGUUCUGGCUUUCCUCACUGGGCAGGAUGAGGUGGAGAAGGUGGUGUCCCUCCUGCAGGAUCACGCCAGAUCUCUUUCUCGAUAUGGUAUGAAGAAGCACCUGAGAAUUUUGCCCAUGUACUCGGGUCUCCCCUAUGCAAACCAGAUGAAAGUCUUUGAGCGGGCUCCAUCUACUGUUCGCAAGAUUGUGGUGGCCACAAAUAUAGCUGAAACCUCCAUUACUAUAAAUGGCAUCAUGUUUGUCAUAGACUGCGCAUUUGUGAAGCUACGGGCCUACAAUCCUCGCACUGCCAUAGAAUCUCUGGUGGUCACUCCCAUCUCCAAGGCUUCAGCCAGCCAGAGGGCUGGGAGGGCCGGACGAAACAGACCUGGGAAAUGCUUUAGGCUGUACACAGAGGAAGACUAUGAGAAGCUACCUGCCUCUACUGUUCCAGAGAUGCAGCGCUCUAAUUUGGCCCCUGUGAUCCUUCAGCUUAAAGCAUUAGGCAUAGACAACGUGCUGCGAUUUAGCUUCCUUUCUCCUCCCCCAGCUCAGACUAUGGUUCAGGCUCUGGAACUACUUUACGCUCUUGGAGGUCUGGACCAUUACGGCCGUCUGACUGACCCCAUGGGUGUGCGGAUGGCCGAGUUUCCUCUCAGCCCCAUGUUUGCUAAGAUGCUCCUAGAGUCUGGAAACUUUGGCUGCUCCAAAGAGAUAGUUACCAUAGCAGCAAUGAUGCAAAUUCAGAAUGUAUUUCUUGUGCCACCCAAUCAGAAGAAAGACGCCGCUCGCGAACACAGGAAGUUUGCAGUCGCUGAGGGAGACCACCUCACUAUGCUGAAUGUAUACGAGGCAUUUAUUAAGCAUCAGAAAAGCUCCCAAUGGUGUCAGGAACAUUUUCUCAACUACAAAGGUCUGCUGCGCGCCAUCACAGUAAGAGAGCAGCUUCGGCGUCUCAUGAACAAGUUCAAAGUGCCACGAACGUCCAGUGAGGGUGACCCAGAUGUGAUCCUGAAGUGUAUUGUGUCUGGAUUCUUUGCUAAUGCUGCCCGCAUUCACCAUUCUGGUUCCUAUCGGACUUUACGAGAUGAUCUCGAACUUCACAUCCACCCCAACUCUGUGCUGUAUGGAGAGAAACCUCCAAAGUGGGUCGUCUUCAACGAAGUGGUGCAGACAUCAAAAUACUACAUGCGUGAUGUGACUGCUGUGGAGUCUUCCUGGCUGGUUGAGCUGGCCCCUCAUUUUUACAAGCAAGCUAAGCAUGGCUCGCUGGCCAGCAAGAGAUCUAGAGUCCUCUGAAUAAACCAUCCUCAGAAACCCAAAGGGAAAGCAAGACAUAGUUCUCACUGUGCUCCCAUCUGUUUCCAUUGUAUAUAUGAAGAUAUGAUAUAUAUUUGUUGUCCAUGUCCACCUACACAUCUCUCUCGACACUGUGGCCGUGCUACAAUAGAUCUCAAUUGUAGAUUUUUAGAGGUAAUGUCAGCACUUUUUCAUUUUCUUAGCUGUAUGUUUACAUAGAAAUGAAUGUCAGUUUUUUUUCUGUUGCAGAAAAAUACUGAAUGACGAUGGACUGUGAGGUUGUUUCCUAAUUAGGUAUUCAUUUUUGUAUGCUUAUUCAGUUCUGUCAAGUCCUAGGUGCCUUUUAUAUUUUGAUCACCUGACUUCACCGUAUUUUAUUUUUUCCAAGUAAAAUGUUGUCAUAUUCACCUACAGACUUUAUUUCCGGAUUUUCCUUCAUAUUUUUCAUUUAGCACCUGGCUCUAUGAUUGAUACUGUGAAGAAGCUGCAUUUCUUUUACACUGAGUUCCCUCUUAGCUCUGGUAUAGCUCAGAUAUUGUGGCCUUGUCACCAUACUGUGCCAAUUUUUUUGUUUUAAAACAGCCUGUUACACAGUUCACUUUAAGAUGAAAUAUGUAAAUACUCCCACAUAUUGUACAAGUAUCGCUGUGAAACUAAAAUGAGACAAGUGCCAUUUGUUGCUGUGAUAACUAAAAACAGGACACAAAUCCAGGACCUUAAAUAAUUUUUUUUGAUUUCAGUCAUCAUAAACAACUAUACACACAUUUUUUUAAAUUUACCAUUUGUUAAUUUAUAUUUGGUUUUAAUAUUAUAUUUUAUUAACCUAUUCCAUCUCAUCUGCAUGAACUUGUACUCAUAUUUUUGUCCAUAUUUUUACCCUAAGAGCUUUACUUCACUUGGUCCACUGCUGGAAUGGCAAAAUUUACAUGUCUACUGUUGUUUAUCUCUAUAGUAGAACCUGUCUUUUAGAAUAGUUCAGUGAAACUGUAAAAACACCAAAAAAACAAUACCUGACAACAGACAGUGCACUCAAAACUAUUAGAUUAUAAAAUGAAGUACAUUUGCAUGUUAAAUGGUAUUUAACUAAGACCUAUUCACUUUGUAGAUGUAUUUCAGGAGAAAGCCGUUCCAAUUUGAUUGAGCACCCUCCUCUGUGGAGACACAGAGCAUGUAAGGCAGCAACCUGUAGACAUGUGUAGCAGCUUACCUCUGAGAUUAAAAUUAUCACCUGUCAUUUGCUUGUGAGCUUCUCGAAUAAAGCCUUAUUGUCAUACACUAA
Messenger RNA from Girardinichthys multiradiatus, 3424 nucleotides. RefSeq names its product DEAH-box helicase 35 (gene dhx35). Gene Ontology annotation, cellular component: catalytic step 2 spliceosome; intracellular anatomical structure. The record is from RefSeq and is a predicted model, not a curated record. NCBI's taxonomy places the organism in Eukaryota, Metazoa, Chordata, Actinopteri, Cyprinodontiformes, Goodeidae. Gene Ontology annotation, molecular function: ATP binding; RNA binding. The transcript is spliced from 21 exons. The coding region runs from base 46 to 2145 and encodes 699 amino acids.